Messenger RNA from Phlebotomus argentipes, 4965 nucleotides. It is a transcript of the gene nwk, whose product is annotated as protein nervous wreck. Gene Ontology annotation, cellular component: neuromuscular junction; recycling endosome. The record is from RefSeq and is a predicted model, not a curated record. Gene Ontology annotation, biological process: neuromuscular synaptic transmission; regulation of actin filament polymerization. Gene Ontology annotation, molecular function: protein binding. The transcript has 6 exons. Bases 344 to 3307 code for a protein of 987 amino acids. NCBI's taxonomy places the organism in Eukaryota, Metazoa, Arthropoda, Insecta, Diptera, Psychodidae.
CGGUGAAAGUGUGGAGGCGGCCAACUCGCCAUUUUUCCUCCCCAUAGAAGAAGUGCAAAUGCUCGCUCCCCAAAUGUGUGGCAUCGCUCGGGCAAUCAAAAUCCACUCACAACCGCCGAGGAUGGUUUAGUGCGAGGGACUCUUGUUUCGCUGGGACGAUCUCGGGAAAAGUGUGCCUGUGAAGAGGAGAGAAAAUAAAAAGAGCAGGGGAGGCGAAAUCGCAGUGUGGCCUGAAUUUUUGUUCACGGGACAGUUGAAGCCGAGUGAAAGAGAGGAAAAUCACGCCAUUGACAUUUUCUCCGUUUGCGCGACUGUGUUGUAAUUGGGUGUGUGGGGUGACAAAAUGCAGCCUCCGCCGAGAAAGGGCAACUACACCAAGUUCCUCAAGAACCUGCAUGCCGAGCAAGUGGCGAAGCUGCAUCUCAAGAACCAGCAUGAGUGCGAUUUGCUGGAGGACAUUCGCCUCUUCACCAUCAAGCGCUCGGCCAUCGAGAAGUCCUACAGCGAGGCGCUGCUCAAGAUCUCAUCGGCGUAUCUCAACAAGAAGAUGCCCAACAUCCCGGACAUUAAGAUGGAGGGAACGGAGGAGAAAUGGAAUAUGUGGAGCGUGUGGCGAACGGUGCUGGAGGAGAAUGAGAAGCUGGCCAGAGCGCGAUUGGCGGCCAUUGAGGUGUUUCAGCAGCAGAUCGCGGAUGAGGCGAAAAUGCUGCGCGACUACAAGCUGGCCAUCAGCAAAAAAUGCGUGAAUCAGCUGGCCAAUAUCCAGAAGGAGGUGCAGAACACCGUGAUGCGCGUGGACACGACGAAGAAGCAGUACUUCGAUGAGGAGCACAGUGCUCAUGAUGUGAGGGACAAGGCGCGCGAUAUUGAGGAGAAGCUGAAGAAGAAGAAGGGCUCCUUCUUCCAAUCCAUCACGUCGCUGCAGAAGAACAGCGCCAGAGUGACGUCGCGCAAGGAGCAGCUGGAGGAGAGAUCAUCUGGGGCGAGGAAUGACUAUCUGCUGAGUCUGGCGUCGGCCAAUGCACACCAGAAUCGCUACUUCACCGUGGAUCUGCAGACCACGAUGACCACAAUGGAGAACUACGUGUACGAGAGGAUAGCCGACUACCUGAUGCUCAUGGGACGCACGGAGUUGCUCACGUGCUCAGCCACGCAGCACAGCUUCGGGAAGAUCCGCGACCAGGCGCAGCAGCUCACCAGGGAGUACAAUCUGCAGUGCUGCUACCUGUUCUAUCCCGUGCUCAAGCAGCACAUUCAGUAUGAAUUUGAGAAUUGCGAGAAUGAUCCCAUCACCAAGAUCACGGCGGAACACGAAUCGGCGGCGGCGAAUCUGAGCCGCGAGGCGAAGAUCAUGGCCAGCAGAAUUGUGCGAGAGAACACCAAUAUCAAGGAGUAUGUGAAGAAGCUGGCCAUCUGCCAGGCGCUCAGGGAUGCGGGCCAGCGAGUAGAUCCGCAAGAUCCCCACGGAGUGGAUCUGGAGACGAAAAUGGAGGACUUCCGGGAGUGCGUGCGCAAGGCUGAAACUGAGAAGGCCAAAGCCGAGGCGUGCAUCGAGAGUCUGCGACAGGGUGGCGUGAAUGUGGAUGAGUGGAUGCAGGAGGCAGAGACGCUGGGCAUUCAGGAGAUUCAUCGCUCCAACAGUGAACUCUCGAUGCGCACAGACGCCUCGGGACAGGGAGAGCAGCCCAGUUCGGACAGCUUCUACGAUUCUGACGGCGAGGAAGUGCAGCAACAGCAGCAGCCGAAGAUUUCCCAGCCAUCGACAUCUCAGGCAGUGGUGACGGCCGUGGAUCAGGAAGAGGAGCUCUCGCAGGCAGAAUCCGUGCCUGAUCACGCCGAUGUGGACGCAAUGCUGGAGCAGGAGCGCCAGAAGAUUGAGCAGCUGACCGCGGGCUGGGAUGAUCCCACUCAGGUGGAUUGGGGCGCCGAGGGAGCGGGCAGUGCAGUCCCAGCCCAAACGGGUCCUGUGUUCAAGUGCACCGCUCUCUACUCGUACACAGCUCAGAAUCCAGACGAGCUGACCAUCGUGGAGAACGAGCAGCUGGAGGUGAUUGGCGAGGGCGACGGCGACGGGUGGCUGCGGGCGAGGAACUAUCGUGGCGAGGAAGGAUACGUGCCGCACAAUUAUCUGGAUGUGGAGCGCGACGAGUUGAGUGACUCCAGUCAGCAACAGGCACUGGCCACGCAGAUCUCCUUCUCCUCAGUGGACUACACGGUGGACAAUGAGGAACCGGACGCGUACCAGGACUCGGCACAGUCACCCGACCAAGUGUCUGUGAUCUCGGCGCCCGUGAAGCCCAAACCCACGCCCGGAAUCAUGUACUGCAUCGCCCUGUACGACUACGAUGCCACGGCGGAGGAUGAGCUGACCUUCGAGGAGGGACAGAUCAUCAAGAUCACCACGAAGAGCGCCCAUGGGGUGGACGAUGGGUGGUGGGAGGGCGAAUUGGAUGGGAAGCACGGCAACUUCCCAUCGCUAGUCGUUGAGGAGUGCGAUGAGAAUGGCGAUCCGCUGACUGAGGGCGAGGAGGAGCCCGAGGACUCCCCAAUGACGCCGCCAUCAGCACCAGAAGCCCUCCGGCAGCUUCCCGUUCCCGCUCCACCGCCCACUUUCGAGGCUUUCUCUUCAUACGAUACCGAGCCUGAUCAGGCGCCUCCGCCCUCACAACCACCCCCACAACCGCCCCAGAACCUCGACAUGGACUUCUCGAAAGGACACCCUAAGCAAUACGGCGCCGGUCCGCCUCCAGUGUUGGUUCUGGAGCCUGAGGGAGAAUCAUCUGGAGAUACGACAAGAGACGCUGGUGAUGGAUCUGGGCUGAAUGUGGUUCAUGUCACUGUCACGGCCGCCACGCCGAUGGCUGAGCAUCCCGAGAUGACUUUCCCGCCGGUGGAGGAGGAUGUCGAGGCGGAGGAGGCUGAGGAGGCGGAAGCCAAGGAGAGCAAGAGUCCAGAAACACCCCCGAAGGCUGAGGAGAAGGAGGAAGGAGAAGAGGAGGAAAAGGAUCUCCCACCGCCGCCUCCGCAAGUGGAUGAGUCUGAGGAGCUGGAUGACUUCGGUGAGGACUUGCCACCGCCAUCUGAGAAGCCUCCGGACGCCAUUCCCCCUCCCGAAUCCGAUCCCUUUGGCGCCGAUGGGCAGUUCGAGGCGAACUUCGAGGCUGACUUCUCGGCCAACUUCGAGGAUGCGUUUGCCGGUGAUCCGGAGCCACCGAAGCAGGUUGUGGGCGGACGGGCGAGCAUCCCGGAAGAACUGGCGCCGCAUCAGCUGGAGAGAUUGCAGAAUCUCAAGGAGAGCAACGCCUAGACUCUUUUAUGCCACUCAUGGGUACGUUCAAAAGACAUCUUAUUUUCCUGGCAUUCUGUGGAAAACCGUGGGCAGCAUUCAUUGUUACUCGUAGUGAAAAUUUCUUAGUGGCAAUAUCAUGAGGAAAAAAAUGUAGAGGAGGAAUUGGGACAAAAAAAAGCAAGAAUAAUUCGUAGAUAAAAUGAGAAAUAAUUAAUUGUAUUCGCUACUCAGAAGGACGCAAAAACAGUGAGGAUGAAAAGUGUCCGUGGAAAACCACUGAAAGAGGCUUUUUGUGACAUCAAGAAUCUAACCAAAGGGAUCAUCGAAAGGAUAUCGUCCAGGGAAAAUCGCGACUCCCCGUCUUUAGAGUCAAUUCACAGGACUCGAAACAUUCAGCAGAACUAAAAAUCUUCUGCAGAUUUCACACGAUUUGAUUCAAAAUUCUUUUGAUUCUUUCAUUUCUCAACGCAAGGACACUUUUGAGCCUCACUGUUGUGGAGUAAAUAUGGGAAAACUCAUGCGUCCUUUGUCAUAGCAUUUAUGCGAGAAUGUUUAUAAUGAUAAGAAAAAGGGCAUCAUUUGAGAAGCAACAUAGGAAAUAAAGAAAAUAUGAUGGUUUUAAGUCCCUUUCUAGAGGCUUCAUUUAUACCAGAGAACCACACAAAAAUGGGAAUUGUAGAGGAUUUAAAAAAGGGAAGCAGAAGAGGAAACAUAGUAAGAGUAUUUCAAUGUCGACUUCUUGUGUUUGCAUUCUAAAAACAAAAAUGAUGGGAGAAUAUUUUUAGCAGAAAAGAAUUCUUGUUGGACGUUUUAUAAUGUCGUUCUCUUUACACAAGAUUAUUGAUAAACAACUGUAUAAUCUCCUGUUGACAAAAGGAGGGUUGAAGGAGAGACAUUUUCGGGUGGAAAUUAUUUAAAUGAUAUUCGUUGAUAUAUAAAACUCAUCAUUAGAGAGUAAAAUAAUAUACCUCACAGAAGGACAAAUGCAAAAGAAAAUCAUAUUAAUUUCAAUUUCAAUGUGACAAAGUGACCCUUUUUCUCUCUCAUUCCUUCUUUUCAUUUCCUUCAUUUUCCCCCCAUAUCGAGAGACGCUUUUCGUUUGGGCUCUAUUUGAAUGUAGUAUUAAAGAAAAAAAAAAACAAGUGACAUUAGCAAAAGUAUUGUAAUUAACAUGAUCAUGAAUUAUAGACUCACUGGAAAGAUAAAAGCAAGGAAGGAAGGGAAGAAAUAUGCAAAAAAAAACUUACUCUAUGCGCUUGACAAAAUAUAUUUCUGUCUAAUAAUCUUAUACAAUUGUAUGAUAAAGAGGAAAAAAAUCUCAUGAGAAGAAAUUCCAUAUAAUCACGUUUUUGAGUUGAUGCGGUGCCUUUUAUCAACCACAAUCUAGUAAUGUUCAAAAUUGACCAUUAAUACUUUCCUUAGCUUCUCUAAAAAAAGAAAUUUCCUAUUUAUCGCCUGUUUUGCCUGCGUUUUCACAUUCUAUGUGCGAGGGUGGAUUUGCAAGAGCGCGCGAAUUACGAAAGGAAUGUCGUUGAGUUUCAGUUGUUCUUUGUUGUUGCUCUCUCUCUCUAUCUCUCUUUAGUUUCUGUCCUGCUAGGACAGCAAGCAAUUAACUGCAUGAUGUUCUGUAAAAAGUUAUACAAUAAGAAUUCUGAAAAUAUAUAUAUGAGGAAAAA